AUGCCACAGAUACUGAAUAACUCGCUGCUGUCUGGUUUACUUUCUCUCGUAGCUCCUUUUGAUGCAGAACCCAUCUCUUCUGUUCCCAACUAUUGUCCUUCAUGGCAGUUUUCGAAUUGCCUCUCCUACGAGGAAAGCCCUGGCUACUUGGAGCAGCUGGUAGAUUCCUGUCUUCAAGCAGAUGCACCCUUAGACCCAACCUUCAAUGCUUUCCAGCCAUCUCCACACUACCCCUCAGACGCCUUCCAGCCAGUCCCGCUCUGCUUUAACCAGGGCCUGGCUGCCGGAUCUCCCAAUCCCGCUGAUCUCUCCAGCCCGUUAAACUAUAGCUGCUCUCCUCCUCAGCUCUCUCCUUUCACCCCGCUGCCCCACAGCGAACCCUCUGCUCUGGACACCAAGACCUCUGGUUACCCCCUGGAGGAGUGGUCCUGCCAUACCCCCUCCCCAUACCCCCCCUCUGCCUGCGGCUGCGCCUCCUGCGGCUCCCAGCACGCGGACAACAGGGUCCAGCAGUGCUUCCCCUGCCCCAGCACGGACUGCAUGGACUACCUCCCACCCAUGGCCAUGGCCGAGGACUUCUUCCGAAGGGAUAGGAGCUGUGACAUCUGCUAUAGCUAAUGGGGACUGCGGUUUUACACAUCCACUGUAUCCAAAUCAGAUUAAUUACCCAUGAACUAUGCAAAGUUGCACUAACACAGUCCAGU
Messenger RNA from Cuculus canorus (common cuckoo), 704 nucleotides. RefSeq names its product POU class 2 homeobox associating factor 3 (gene POU2AF3). NCBI's taxonomy places the organism in Eukaryota, Metazoa, Chordata, Aves, Cuculiformes, Cuculidae. The transcript has 3 exons. Gene Ontology annotation, cellular component: cytoplasm. The record is from RefSeq and is a predicted model, not a curated record. Bases 1 to 618 code for a protein of 205 amino acids.